UGAUGCAGGACGACAGCAUCCACCGUGAAGGAGUGAUUCGAUGGGCAGACGGUUUCAUUGUGGUUUAUGCAGUGAAUGACCGAGACAGCUUUGAUGAAGUCAAAGACAUUAAACAAUACCUGGACCAGGUGAAACGAACAAACGUCCACUGUGUUUUAGUGGGAAACAAGACCGACUUACUACACGAAAGGAAAGUUACAUCGUCUGAAGGCCGACAGUUGGCCAUUGAGCUGUCCUGUGCAUUCUUUGAAACGUCCGCCAGUGACUGUAUCUGUGAGAUUUCUGAAGCUUUUCAAGACUUACAUCGGGAUAUAAAACGACGAAAACAAAUGGAAGGGAAACCCCGGAGACGGAGUUCAGCCCAGCAGGUUCGGCAAGCGUUUAGCAAAAUGUUCAAAAUUCAGGGACCAACUUGAACCCGGCAGAGAUUCACCCAACCAACGUCCUCUUUCCAUUGAAAAAGAAAAAUGUUUGUGUUUAUUUUCCCCAAAAAAUUUGAUUACCCAAAAGUGAGAAAGAAAGAAAGAAAGAAUGGUGGGAAACAUCAAUAAUUAUAAUGAUGUUGAUGGAAUCAAUAAUUAAAAUGAUAUUGAACUGUUAAAUUAUGAUAAAAUAAAUCAAAUUGAAAAAAACUUGGUUAAGAAGAUAAAAAACUUCAGAGACUAUUUCGGGGGAUAUUUUGGAAAAUUAAAAUUUUUUACAUUUUAAAGCAAACAUUUGAUAAAACUGUCACGCAUACACCACACACAUACACGUCCACAUACACCUACGAACAUACAUACAUAGAUAUAUAUCGGCAAGCGAAGACGCGUAUACAUUGAGUCACACGUAAAUUGAUUUAAACAUCGAGCCAAAAUAUGCAUUGAGACUUACAAGUACAUAUAUGUAAUACAUGCAUACAUAUGUAUAUAUAUUCACACAGGCAGACAGACACACACACACACACAAUCGCGCGCGCGCGGGUAAAUUGUCUUAGAAAGCUUCCUACAAUGCGAAAAAAUGUAUAACUUAAUAAUUCCUAAUAUUUCGAGUAACAUACCCUUCGACGGAAGAAAACAGUUUAAAUAGUAUCAGAGGAUUAAAAUUCCUUUUUGUAGUAAUAGUAACAUAAGCAGCAACGACGUCGGUAAUGUGGUAGUAGUAGAAGAAGUAGUGUUAGUGGUAGCAAAAGUAGCAGCACCAGUAGUAGUAGUAGGUAGUAGUAGUAGUAGUAGUAGUAGUAGUAGUAGUAGUAGUAGUAGUAGUAGUAGUAAUAGUAGUAGUAGUAGUAGUAGUAGUAGUAGUGGUGGUUACGUUGGUGUAACCGAUCCACUCUGGGUCGUUGGCUUGGGCCUUUUUCUGAGAAUAACAUUUAUCCAAAAGUUACCUACGUUACGUUCCGUGGCCAAAAUUAUGGCAGACGUGCCCAUAUUUCACGAUCUAUCUCCUAUGUCGAUCAGUAAAUUACUCGAAAUAUACGGAAGCAUAAGGAUUAUAAAUACAUUCUUUUGCAUUGUAUCAUGCCUUCCAGCAAACUGUAUUAUAUGAGAACGGUUAAAGCAAGCUACUGCACACUUACAUGCAGACACACGUUUAUACACACAUAGAUACAUUAUAAAUAUAUAUAUAUGUAUAUAUGUAUGUAUAUGUGAGUGUGUGUGUGUGUGUGUAUAUGUAUGUAUGUGUUGCAU
This is a messenger RNA of Octopus sinensis (East Asian common octopus), 1670 nucleotides long. Its product is annotated as ras-related and estrogen-regulated growth inhibitor-like. The coding region runs from base 3 to 416 and encodes 137 amino acids. The record is from RefSeq and is a predicted model, not a curated record. Gene Ontology annotation, molecular function: GTP binding; GTPase activity. NCBI's taxonomy places the organism in Eukaryota, Metazoa, Mollusca, Cephalopoda, Octopoda, Octopodidae. The transcript has a single exon.